Molecule: messenger RNA, 1470 nt
Organism: Panicum virgatum (switchgrass)
Lineage: Eukaryota; Viridiplantae; Streptophyta; Magnoliopsida; Poales; Poaceae
Product: type I inositol polyphosphate 5-phosphatase 1-like
Exons: 4
Coding region: 514-975 (153 amino acids)
Biological process (GO): phosphatidylinositol dephosphorylation
Molecular function (GO): phosphatidylinositol-3,4,5-trisphosphate 5-phosphatase activity; inositol-polyphosphate 5-phosphatase activity; phosphatidylinositol-4,5-bisphosphate 5-phosphatase activity
Source: RefSeq, a predicted model, not a curated record
CCUGCAGAAGCACAUCGAGAAUGUACGAGUAUCAAUUGUAGGUGUAGGUACAAGAGGUUUUAUUGGUAACAAGGCAAGUGACAAAUUUGGUGCUUUUUCCUUUAUUAUUCAUGCAGCUUAUACUUUAAUAAUAACUGUAUCACACACAGUACAAAAAAAAAACUGUAUCACACUUGGAAACUUAGGAUGCUGCUUUUCCAUGUUAAAUGCUGACAUCCAUUUUUGAAUUAAACAAUAAUUUUAAAUAUUUCUUCCGAGAACAGGAGUUUUUUUUAGCGAAUGGAGAACUGGAGUUUAAAAAUGCAUGUUUUUGGUACUACAAUACUUUCAAAAAUAGUGAAAAGACAAGCAGAAAAAGACAAGUAGAGUUUUUUUUUUUGUACCGAGGGGCAAUUAUCAUUUUGAAACGUUUUAUUUCCUUAAGUUUUAAGAAGUAUCUGCUUACUAUUGUAUUCACCAUGGAUAUACUUGUUUGCUGUAAAUACAGCACAUACUCACAUAUGUUCCUGCAAUAUGCUUCAGGGAUCAGUAUCAGUCAGCAUGUCUAUACAUGAAACUCAUGUUUGCUUUGUAUGUUGCCACUUGGCUGCUGGUGAAAAAAAUGGGGAUGAACUAAAGAGGAAUAGAAAUGUUGAAGAAAUCCACAGAAGAACAGUGUUUGGUAACCCAGUUCAUAGAGUAGGCGUGCCCCAGAAAAUACAUGACCAUGAAAGGAUUAUAUGGUUAGGGGAUCUCAAUUAUCGCCUCAACUUAUCAUAUGAAAGGACACACGAAAAACUUAUCUCCAAACAGGACUGGGAUGGAUUGUUCGAGAAGGAUCAGCUGAAAAAAAAACUAGGGAAAGGAUGCACAUUCGAUGGUUGGGUUGAAGGAGCUAUCAGCUUUCCCCCAACAUACAAAUACGAGUUUAACUCAGAAAAAUAUGUAAGUGAUGCGACAAAAUCUGGGAGAAGAACACCUGCCUGCAUGGUGUGACCGCAUUCUCUCAUAUGGGAAGGGAACCAAGCUACUUUCUUACAAGAGGGCGGAGCUUACAUUUUCUGAUCAUCGUCCUGUGACUGCAGUCUACAUGGCAGUUGUUGAAGUUUUUGUCCAUAGGAAGUUUCAGAGAGCUCUAACAUUGACCCGUACAAAGGUUGAUGAUCGCCUAUUAAUGGGAAAGGAAGCACUUCUAGAACCAUUGAACCAUGAGACAGGCAAUUUCCCAGCUCAAGUUCCAUCCAAGGUGAUGGCAAUGCAAUGCCAGAUCACAGAAUCCGCGUGAGAAGGUUCAAUUGUAUUUCUUAUUUGACCAAGAACAUCAUUCAUUAUGUGAGACCGGGAGUUGUGUCUAUGAGACCAUGAUUAUGGACCCUUAUCUAGCCAUAGCAUCCUUGCUAGUAUGAUGUCACUAGUUGGAAUAAACACUCAUGUAAGAUCGAUCAAGUCAUACACCAAGUUCUCGAGUACAGUAUUUUGUUUCUCCUUCUA